Homalodisca vitripennis (glassy-winged sharpshooter) is the source of this 5683-nucleotide messenger RNA. RefSeq lists its product as uncharacterized. The transcript has 19 exons. Gene Ontology annotation, molecular function: protein binding. The coding region runs from base 1 to 2751 and encodes 916 amino acids. NCBI's taxonomy places the organism in Eukaryota, Metazoa, Arthropoda, Insecta, Hemiptera, Cicadellidae. The record is from RefSeq and is a predicted model, not a curated record.
AUGAGGAGGGACAGCAGGCAUUGCAUCUCAGUAAUGUUACCUUGGGAUAAGGGAAGGCCAGCUACUAGCCUAUCCAGUCAAAUAAGGGCAGGGGUUGCACACCUGGUGUGUCCAGCUGCCUUUACACUUAAGGAGCCCCACCAGUUCCAACAGUCGUCCUCCCACCAGCCCAAUAUCCCUGUCUACCUCGUGCGCGCUCACCCCACUGUUGCAAUGUCCGGCUACACUGUCAACCACUACUUGAUAUCCUCGGGAUCACAGGCAACCCUUUUGUCACAAUCAGACACUCCCGGUGACUCAACGCCUUAUUCUACUUCGGAAGGGCAGCGUGGGUACCUAGAAGGGUUGGCCUCCAGGUACGCGGACCUGUACAACACUCACUACCGGGACGUCCUAGACCACCUGGACGAACUGAGGAGGCGAGAGUGGGCGGAAUUGUCCCCCAGGAUACGUAUCCUCGGGACCCCCACCACUCCUCCAGGACCUGCCCCCUCCACCCCGCUCACUAGGGUACCCCUAACCACCUCUCACUCCCAACCUAUCUACGUGCCUGGCAAAUAUUCGCCGUCCAGCUGUCUCACUGACAAGGAGGAAGAUGAGAUCUACGGGUUCGCCGGCUACGGAGUUUACGGCAAGCAGAUGCUUCAGCGGCAGCAGCAACAGGCCAAACUAGUCAUCACUCCUAGGCAGAACUACCAGAACUGCUUGAGCCCGAGAUCAGCGUAUUUUUAUGAAUUCCCUCCCAAUGAACGAACAGGUAAAAAGAGAACGAGCUUUUCGAGGUUUCUGAGGCAUUUAACAACACACAGAAAAGAGAAAUCUUCAUCACCAAGGUUACCUGCAAGUAGGGGCGGAACCCCCGAUAAUCUGGACACUCCCCCCACCCUGCUGCCGCCCAUGGAUUACGAUCGGCUCAGGUACCUCCAGAAGGCUCAGAGUUCAUCCAACACCUUCGAGGAGACGAUACACAGACUAAAAGUUCAAGAAGCCCUCAAGAAGAAAGAACGUUUUGACCGAGAACACGAAGAGAUCCUGCGGGAUAUCCGGCAAGGGCUGCUGCAACUGGGGCGCGGGAGGUCUGCCGACGACACCUACAUGUACGACGACGAGAUGCAGAGGUUAGGACAGCACUGGUAUGACGAGCCACCCUACGAGAGCGACCCGGAGGACUUCCUCAUGGCUGAGACUGCCAACAAUAGCAGGGUAUGUUUCACGUUGAAUGUCCGCACGGACGGCCGCAACACGGGGGAGAGUGCGGUGAUCUCUCUUCGUAGCGCUGGAGACAUCUCGCUCCCUCACCACCAGAGGGGGCUGCUGCUACCUCAAUCCGGUCCGUUUCCGCCAACUCUGAUACCUUUAACACACGCAAGAAACAACCGUGAGAGCGGGGACUACGCCGCUUCUGAUGUCCAGAGCGUCUGUUCCAGACUGUCAUCUCUGUCGAUGGAAACAAGUCGAUCCGAAACUACUGAUCAUUACCAGAGGUUAAGAAACUACAAUGGAGGGGAAUCAGCUGUUUCUCCAGGCCACAGCUCUGACUAUGCUGAGCAAGACGAGCUCGUCACUGUCCAUUCUUCGUUUGGGAACAGUUCCGUUGCGCACAGAGUAAGAGGGCUAAAGGGAGAGGGAGUCACAGGAAAGGUGAUCUCGUCCAGGCACCAUCACCAUCACUAUCACCAGCACCAACGGUCGCCAGAUCACCUCCAUCAUCACCAGCCGCGAUCACCUGAACAUCACCAGCCACACCACAGCUCCGCUGAGAGCCUUCCCAGUGGUUCUAGCACUCAAGCACUGGUUCCACCGUCAUCCAACCACAGCUCCGAAGAAGGGGUCAGCCCCUCUGAUAAGCAGCCCAACGUGAUAGCUCGUGCCCGAGCUCUAGUAGACUACACCCCCAGCCCUUACGACAAGGACAUUCUUAAGUUCAAGAAAGGAGAUAUUAUUGAGGUACUGUCGAUGAACGCCAGCGGCUUGUGGAGGGGCAGAGCUCACGGAAGAGUAGGCAAUUUUAAGUUCAUCAAUGUGGAACUGUUGAACGAGUCAUCCCUGAGGCCUCGGCCGUGCAGACACCGACCUCAGACACUAGAGCAGAUGCUAAGGACCAUACACAUGGAGGACCACAUGUCCUUGUUUGUCUUGAAUGGUUACGAGGACUUGGACGCAUUCUGCGACAUCGAAGAAAAGGACUUGGAUUAUCUCGGCAUCCAUGAUUUACAACAACGUGCCAAAAUACUGGCCGCCGUACAAGUCCUUAACGAAUAUGAAUCCCCUGACGAAUGUACCAGCAGCGCAGACGAAGGCCAGAACUCUCAGUCGGGUCUGGUAGACGGCGAACUGCCGGGGAACAACCUCGGCAGCUCCGAUACAAGCCCGCCUGCCAUCAGCUGUAAGGAGGCUGCGCAGAUCAUGCAGCAAACUUAUCUACCCAACAUCCCGCUGAAUCGACCUGGUCACACCCUGGAGAUGAACGUGUUCAGCGACAAGACCGCGAGCGACACGGUGGUCGAGAAGGUCGGAGUCGUCAAGUAUAUCGGGGCCGACCUCGCCUGCGAGAGUGGCAACCCCCAGAACCGCAACUGUUCCACGCUCAGCGAGAAGUCCAGUGACUCCGGGGUAAGUUCUAGCUCUCUGUCCUCGUCCAAUCAUAACGCCUCCAGGAACAAGCAGCGCAGGAGCGGCAGCAAGGCCACUCUGAUCGAGAGCCCCACACGCAGUUACGUCGGCCACUAUGUUUCUGAGAGGAAAGAUUGAUGAAAUUUUGUCAGAUACGUUUACAGGAAGAUCGUUAGGAACUUGUUUGUUCCCAGAAGGUGUUUUCCUCGUUUCAAAAAGCAGUUCUUUCGUUGUAAAAUCUAAUAUUUUCUCUUAACGAUCAAUGCACGAUUGUUACUUUUUCGGACUUUUGUAUAAGAGACUUCAGAAGAAUCCAUAAGGUAUUAGGCUGAUUUUAAUUUUGUGUUUUGUUAUAAUAACCUUUUUAAUUUUCGGUCAUCUGUUUUGUCCACAGAUGACUUUUCAACUUAACGACAAAGCGCCUAUUCCAGUCGGAAAAUCUUAACACCGGUUUGAGAAGCUUUUAAAACAAGACAUGUCUUUCGUCGUCUGUUUGGACAGUACUGAAAUGUUGUAAUGCUAAAGUCAAGUAAAUUGAAUUUUUAAUCCUGAAACUUCAUGAUUAAAUUUUUAUUUUCUAUUUCUGUAGACAAUGUAUUGUUUUGUCAAGUAAGAUACACUCUACAUCUACCUUUCGAUGAAUUAAAGGUUUGUAGACGAACAAGGCAUAAAACGUAUGAAAACUUAUUUAAUGGAUUUAGGAAACAAAACAAUUCCCAAACCAAGGAGGUAAUCUUAGUUCUUGAAAAAUGUACGUUAUCUUAAAGCCUUAGGACAAACCAAAACCUAAAGUUUGUUUGAUUUUAUUGAUCUGUAUUUUUAAUUAAGUAGUCCUUGAAAGGUUUACUUGUUACAGACAUGUUUUAGUUGUAUUAAGAUAAUUUCUUAAUUAUAAAUUAGUAUCUGUAAAUUAUUGUAAAGUUGUAUUAGUCUAAUAUUCGAACUGUCCAAAAAGUCAUAUUUACUACCUAACAUGUAAAAUUUGUGACAUAAAACGUUAUUGUUAGUUAAAUUGUGCAAAAGUGAUACUUCAACUAGAAAAAUUAAUUUUCCUUGUUAUUAGUAUAUAUGUAAGGUUAUUGAGAAAAGUAGUGUUUUAAAAUUUUGUAUAGUAUCUAUUAUUAAGAUAUAUUAUUUAUAUAAUUUAGUUAGGAAAAUUUUUGUAAAUUUAAGGAAAUACAGUAGUUUCAUUUUAGUAAAUCCACACCAAAGUGAUCCAAGAAUAUGUUAAUUAUUUAUUAUAGUUAACGUUAGUAUUUAUUAUUUUUGUAGAAUAAGAAUAUCUUGUUUUGUAAGUAAACUUACCAAAGUAAAAAAUUGAGUACGUGUGGUAAAAAUAAAAUCUGUAAAAGAAGUCAUCAUUAUACAAUAGAAUAAUCCAUAACGAUAUUAAAUUAUUGCAUUUAAAUAAGAAUUGUAUUACAAUUUCAAUACAAGAAGUUUUUUAAUAUUGAAACGGUCAUUGUUGUUUUUAUUAGGUUGUUGUAUGAUAUAACACAAAUUCUACUCUUAAAUUUUUUUACUUGAAACAUUUUUCUCGAUACGUCUGACCGUUUGUUUUUCUUGUUUAUUGACCACACCACCAGCUCCAGCAUGGGACAAAGAGAGGAAGUUGAAUGUAAUAUUAAUUAUACAGAUGCAUUUGACAACUGCCAAGCUUUUUGUUACACUAUAACUGAAAUAGAAACAUAGUUCCUAGAGUUGCAAUUCCAAUUUCUACUCUGUAAUCCGCUGUACAAUAGCGUGACUCUUGGGUAUAUUUUAUAAUAUUUUAUAUAUUUAAUUAAAUUGGUUUUGUAAGCAGAUUUUUAAUGUGGAUUUGUUGAAUAUAUUAUACCAUACUAUAUUAUGUUAUAAUAUGUUAUAUUAUUCGUUUGUAACCAAUAAAAUGCGUAUUUGUAGUUUCUAACUUUUUCUAAUUUUUAGUGAACAAUUAAAUUUUUUUAUUUGAUAAUUACCAUUAUAUUUUCAGAUAUAAAUUAUUAUUUUUGAGAAGUUUAUUUGGUCUUAAUGCAUUGAUUAUUUUACUAUUAUUGAGUACUACUAUGCAUAUAUUCUGUUUUUGCAGCGAAAUCUCUUAUAGGAGUGCAUUUUUUAAGUUAUAUGUCAAGUUAUUCAGGUUAGAAAAACAUUUUAGUUUAAAUUAGUUUGAAAUAACUUUUAUUUUACAAAAAACAGUAUUUAAAAUAUUUAUAGUAUGAUAUGUUUAAGGUUAAUUGGUAAUGAUAGCUAAUUGUUGGUAAUUAACUAAUCAAAGAUAAUAAAUAAACUGAGCUUGUACCAAUAUUAUAAGACAACCCAAACAUUACAUUUUCAAAUUUUACAUUCCUAACAAUCUUUUAAAAUUGGUGUUUGAAAGCAAUAAUUGUUAUAAAUUUUCACCUGCAAUAUUUGUUUAAGUAAUUCUAACCAUAAAUAUGUAUACCAAAAUCUUUAAAUACUAACAAAUUUUCCACAUCGAGUGAGUAUCAUUUUACCACGCUGUAUUUAAAGACAAUCAGUGUAUAAUUAUUUGAAAUUUGUUGUUCUGGAAUGUUGCAACGAAUGUAAAAUAUAAUUACAUUUUUUAUUGAGUGUGAAAAUCUUUUAGGUGUACACCCUUGUUAAUGUAGAAAUUAAACUGUACAGGUGAAGCAGAUAUUAAUGAUCGUUGAAAAGAGUCUGAGUAUAUUUUGAAUGAACCGUAUAUAUAUAUAGUAAAUCUUGUUAGUUUAUUUAUGAUAAAAAGCAAUCAUAUUGUGGUUACCGAAGUAUUAGUGUGUAAAUCGCUGCCAUUUAUUUCCUAUUGCUCUUCAGUGUGUAUUUUGUUGCACCCCAAUUUUAUUGCUAUCGAAACAAUUGUUUUAUUAUUUCUAAAGUAUUUAACACAUUUUUUAUUAGAGAAUCGUCCAAUUAAUUUCUUUGAACUCUUUAUUUUUCCUGUCAAAUUAUUACUUUCUAGUUUUAUUUUUACCUAGAUUUUUUUUAAUUUUGGUAGCAUUUUGUAGAAAAAUGUAAAAAUCGGUUUUGUAUAAUCCCUGUACAUAGUGAAGAUUUAUAUCUGAAAUAAACAUGUUAUAUCUUUAUAUAA